AUGGCAACGUCUGAAAGGGAAGGAAGCGAGUCAGAUCUCAAAGAUAAUUCAGCUGAAACUGGUGUGAACGAGAAACAAGAUGAAAAAACUGAUGAUCAUGAAAUGAAAAACACAGGUCAUUGCCAAAAUUAUUGCCUUAGAGCCCUAUUCGUGAUCCUAGGCAUAGUUGGAGGGGUAGCUUCUGUAUCACUGAUAACUUUAGCGAUAUUAACUUCAAUAGCGACGAAGGCGUAUGAUGCUGAGCAAUCCAGCCGAAUAGCGAACAUGGUUUUCAUUUCGGUCUUAGCAGCAAUAACAAUAUGCACCAUCAUCUAUGGAGAAGUCGCUGUCUUCAAAAGACAUUCCAAAUCUGUCAAUGUGGCAGCGGUGGUGCUGCUGCUCCUCGCCGUAGUGCAGGCAUUAAUUGCUGGCAUAGCAGUCAAUGUGGAACCAGACGAUGAAGCUAAGCUCCUUAAGUCAUUGAUAGAAUCCUUCAAGCUGGCGCGAGAGGAAAACUCGAGGCACGUGAAGAUGUGGGCGAUGACUCAAUCAGAUUUAAAUUGUUGCGGGGUCUACGGUCCGGAAGACUACCGACAUUCGAAGAUACCUUACUACUUUCCACCGAACGUCCCCAUCUCAUGCUGUCCAACUUACGACUCCUCAAGGUCGGAUCUUGUGCAAGAAAAGGAUAGAGAACUCUGCAAAGUUAAGAAGUCUUACUACACAGAUGGGUGCAAGGACCUUGUUCUUAGUGUUUUUAAGGAAACUUCAUCAAUGGUGUUCGCUGUAGCAGUUUUACUUAUUGUAGUUGAGGUAUACCGUUUAGUUAGCUACGCGACGCUAGCGCCAUCUAUUGGUGCUAACGUCGCUUACUAUAACUAUUUUUGUCACGAGAUAUACUUUGUGCCCCCGCAAUAUUGCCUAGCACCCUUUAAUCACAGCGAUUGCAAAUUGCCGCCGCGGCAAGUCUUCGCCUAUUAUAAACCAGGUUCAAGAUGUGAACUCGAAGUCUGGAGGGGUUGUCCGACACUCAACAAAUUUGACAAUGAGUACCAGUGCAGCAUGAACUGUAUUUUUAGAAGCCGAAAAGUGGUUGAACCAACCCAACCAAUUGAUGAAUGCACAUUAUCACUCAACAAAGGCCAAUGUAAUGAUAAGACGCAGAUUGUAUACACGCACGUGGAUGGCUAUUGUAUCCAAGCAGAAUGGGGAGGCUGUGCAACAUAUAACAAGUUUGACACCAAAGCAGAAUGUAUCGAGAAAUGUCACGCAGAGGAUGAAUACGACUCUAACUACGACAGUUUCGAAGUAAAUGAAAGGUUACAGGACAUAAACGACUUAUUGAAAUACAUUAUUGAAGAAGCAGUAGCAAAUAAAACAACAAAAACAACAACAACAACAACGACUACUACUACAACACCAACACCAACAACACGAACCACAGCUCCAACAACAACAACUACAACAACACCACCAACAACACUAAUAACAACUACAACAACAACAACACCACCACCACCAACAACAACAACAACAACAACAACAACAACCACCACAAAAACACCACCACCAACAACAACAACCACAACACCACCACCACCAAAAACAACAACAACAACACCAACACCAAUAGUUACUGAAUUAGAUACUAAUGAUAGUUUAAUUGCUGCUGAUAUUGUCGAAACAACUACCGAUCAUACCUAUACUACGACAGACAACAUUGAAGACAGUACUAUUGAUGAGGUCCAGUUACCAUCAUAA
Spodoptera exigua (beet armyworm) is the source of this 1740-nucleotide messenger RNA. Lineage: Eukaryota; Metazoa; Arthropoda; Insecta; Lepidoptera; Noctuidae. The record is from the annotation of a GenBank genome assembly.